Messenger RNA from Caenorhabditis elegans, 972 nucleotides. RefSeq names its product Serpentine Receptor, class D (Delta) (gene srd-66). The coding region runs from base 1 to 972 and encodes 323 amino acids. The record is from RefSeq and is marked reviewed. NCBI's taxonomy places the organism in Eukaryota, Metazoa, Nematoda, Chromadorea, Rhabditida, Rhabditidae. Gene Ontology annotation, cellular component: membrane. The transcript has 5 exons.
AUGGAUCCCAGCUACUACUUCUUCCACUAUUACUGGCCAAUUUAUUUCUUGUUGUGUUCGAGUCUGUUCCUGGCUAUGUUCAUUCUUAUCUACAACUUUACCACACCAAUUUUAAAGCCAAUGAGAUUUUUACUCUACCCUGCCAAUGCUGCAAUGACAAUCUCAAUUCCAUCUGCGUUUGCGAUGCAGGCAAGAACAUUGGAUAAUGAGCAUUCUCAGGCGUUGCUGUGUGAUGGGUUUUGCAAGUACAUUGGGCCGAACGUUUGCCUGAUCUGCCACCAGUUGUGGACGACUUUCGGAAUGACAGCUUGUGUGAUUAACCUGCAUACCAUGUACUACCGUACCAUCUGUCUCAAGUACUUGGAUCCAAAAAAAGCUAGAUGGUGGACGUUGUUGUAUUCGGUGCAUUAUAUAUUUCCCCUAGGUUCACAUAUCCUAUUGAUAUUCACCCCUUCAAGCCAUGAGGAGAUACACAACGAAACCUUACACCUCCACCCGGAAUACGACUACACCCCUUACUUAGACUUUGGGGGAUUUGACGCCUUCCAAUCAAUUUAUUUGGGAAGAGCUUUGAUGAUGGCAAUUGCAACGUUUUAUUCACCAAUAAUUGGAAAUUACUGGAAGCAUCAGGCGAUGAAAAUGUUGAAGGUUCAUAUGUCACCGCAGACGUCACCUGCUGCACGUGCGAUGAUACAGACUUUGAUGAAGGGUCUGAAUUUUCAAAUUCUCCUUCCUAUGAUCAGUUAUGUGCCGCAGUUCUUGAUGGUACUAUUCAAAAAGUAUACUGGACAAGAAUUCCCCAACAAACAGUACUUGGGCACGGUUCUAGGCGCGUUGCCUUGCCUUCUUGAUCCAAUGGUUCAGAUUUAUUUUAUAACUCCCUAUCGAAACUCGAUUCGCGAGUUUCUUGAGUGUAAAUCGAUGCCACGAGGAAGUACGAGUGGCAGUUGGGCUUCUAGGGUUAUUACUUGA